UUCGCCACUCGGUCGAGCGAGGUGUAGCGAGAAGACGGACAGUCAAGUCAAACCGAUUCUGUCGAACCAGUUGCGUGCGAACCGUGACCGCGAAUAGACGUUAUUUUUGGGGGGUGGCGAACUUCCGGUGAAUUUGUACGAGUAGGAGGAAAACGAUCGAGCGCGCGAGUGAUUGUCCGAAUUUUUUCUGUCCAAUCGAGUGCCUGAAUAUUUUUUUGGCGCCGAAGUGUAGUUCUAAAUUUUGAAUUGGUGAUUUAAUCCUUGCUGCAGAAGCAAUAAUAAGAGCAGGAGCAACAAACAAAGUAUCAACAAGUGUGUUGGUGGGAAUCAGGUUGAUUGGUGUGAAUGAAAAGUAGAGCCGAAGUUUUUUGAAUGAAGAAAUUGUGACUUUAAAUAGUGUAUUGUUACGAGAUUGAGAGUGAACGACUUCAACGAUAACAAGGCAGCUUCAUUUAAAAGGCUCAGGAUAACUACGGUGGAUGGAUAAUAGUGAAAACCGGAAAAUAGAACUGUCUCCGAUCAUACUGCGGAUUUUUUUUCCUUCCUGCCACUAUUUGUCUGAGAUUUCCCACCCGCACCGGCAGUGUUUUCUAGUGAUCGAAUCGGCAGUUAAAAAGAUAAAUAGCUAGGCGAAGAAUAAACCCGCAAAGCAGCAAACAUCUUCCGUCAUCCCGCCAGAAGAAAACUGGAACCAUCAUUCGAUUUCCGGUCGGUCGCGGAAACCACUUUUCGUGAGUAGUGUAGAACGGUUGCGAAAACAGAAGACGCUAAGACGGUGAAACCAAGUUAGCUGUCGGAUGUGGAAGUGAUGGAACGAGGUUGUCCAAACAUUUGUUGAACCCGGUCAGUCAGUCAGUCAGUUAGUGGUUCAACCACUCCUCUCCAUCAGAAGAAGGUGUCGUCUAGGCUAGUGAAGAUCUGGAUCGACAACGGAACGGUAGCCCGGAGUAUUUCGUUUACUGCUGCUGCUGGGCCCCGGGCCAUUAAUUCGAUAACGAGCGCGUGGAAAAACAUUUUUCUUGUGGUGUGAAGGUGUAGAUAACUAUAUGUAGAACAUUAAACGACAAGAACAGAACAGAAAAUAAGCACCCCGGAAGAAGACAAAGUGUAAACUAGUUCACGAUGGGAGCGCCACCUGCCAAGAAGCCGCUGGUCAACCGGAACCUGAUAUCGCUCAAAGUUGUCCUUUUCCUGUUUUAUGCCGCCCUAGGAUGUUUGCACCCGUUCCUGCAGCGACACAUGACCCUCACCGGUCUCAACUAUAAGGAAUCUCAAAUAAUCUCAAUAGUAGCCCCGCUAAUUGCCGUCUUGGGACCAUUGAUCUUCGCCCCGCUAGCGGAUCGACUAGCGGGCACCAAUGGAUCAUCCUACGGCAAGCGGCUCCGCUUUAUGGCAUCGUUCUGCAUGAUCGUAUCGGCCAUCCUGUACUCCAUUCUGUUCUUUGCCGUUCCUCACGUGGAACGACAGGAGUCGAGCCGAUCGCAGGUCAGCUUUGCGUGCGAUCUCGAUGGGGCCAUCAUAUUCCAGCAACGGUGUUCCGAGGAAAAAACCUGCUACCAGUGGAAGCGGGAGAAGGUCGGUGAUCUCAAACUAACAAACUGCUCGUAUACCUGCCAGAAGCCGAUUGAGUUUCAAAAUCUAAACCAUCCGUACACCAAAGGUGUAACGGUAGGUCCAUCAACCGAAAGCUCCAUCGAGGAUGACGAGUACGAUCUGCUGGACGAAGCGCUGGAAGUCGUUCCGGCUCAUCUGGAAAUGCCGAAGGUUGAGGUGGACAACACGCCGAUCCCGGUGCCGCACAUCUGCGAACGUAAGGGAGAUCCGAAAACGGAAGUAUGCCACGCCUACACCACGGCCACCGAAUCUCUAAGUUUCAAAACCAUCCUUCGUAGUGCAGUGAACGACGAGAAUGAAACGCACAGCGCCGAAUGGUGUCGAUAUCCGUUGGAUGGCUUUUCGUGUAAUAUUCCCGAGAAACAGGUCGCCUGGAUGAAGCUGUUGAUCAAUUCGUCCAACUGUACCCCGAAGAUCGAGUGCGAGGUUCAUGAGCCGUACAAAAAUGACGAGAGUGUGCUGGCCGAGAGUAUUUGUAUGAGGGUUGUAGGCGAUCCGGAGCUAACCUUUUGGUCAUACCUGCUGGUGCGAUCGUUUGCCGACGCUUUCCCACUGGCGGCCAUCGUUCUUCUAAACGCAGCAACGAUCAUCGCCACGCGCGAAACUUCCACCGGCCGUGGAGACUUCGGUCGUCAGAUUGUCUGGGGAGCUAUCGGCUGGGCACUGUUCUACUUCGUGCUGUCGUGGGUGUUCGAAACAUACUACGUGUAUAUCGCGCUUGUUGUUUUGGCGGCUAUUGUACUGCUCUUUUCGACUGGAAUGCCACUAUCGCCACCGGAAAUGUGGUGGCACACCAAGUGCGGCAUGAUUGCCAUUCCGAUGUCUGCAAUUAGGCGAUAUGUUCCGGAGGCUGCAGCAUUGUGCUUGGUCACCCUGAUUUUGGGAACCUUCUGGAGUGUCUUGGAUAACUACGAAGGAGUGUUGGUGAAGAAUUUUGAAAUCCAUGACUUCGGCCGGGACGAAUACUACGGUAUGACUUGGAGCGUGUUUGUGAUCUUGGGAGCUGUUCUGGUGAUACCAACGCUUUGGUACGCUGAAAAUAUCGUGGACUAUUGCGGCCAUUCGAAUAUCUUGAUUGUAGCACUGACAACCUUCAUCCUACGUUUUGCCCUACUGGCCAGUUUGGACGUGGUUUGGUGGCGAGUUGUGAUCGAUUUCCUGUACCCCAUAACUCUUGGAUUAACCUGGCUCACGAUUGUGUUCUACAUGCGUCACAUUUUCCCGCGACGGAUCAUUACGACUGGCCAGGCCUUGCCGGUUAUUUUCCACUUCUGUCUGGGACGGUUUAUCGGAGCACUCGUCGGAACGUGGACCCAGCUGGACUGUCUGCUGACGACCUUCCAGGUGCUGGCCAUCGUCGCUUGUGCCGUUGCCGGAAUCUAUUUCCUGUUGUAUCAUCUGGUGCUGGCACCUCGUUGCGCCAACCGGCUGAACCAGAUGCCAUCGUCGUCAGCACUGCACAUCACGGCACCGGACUCCAAUGGUCAUCAAACCACAUCACCCCAGCAACAGCCACUGCAUCCCUCGAAUGGAAGCUAUCAGCCGCUUCGGAUCUAUCACAACUACCGCGGCCGCAAGGGCCAUUUUAGAUACUAAGGCAGCUGUGUUUUAAAUUUGUCUGCCGCUGAUGGCCGAUGAGGCAUCUAGUCUUCGUCAAUACGUUCGAGAAAAGAUUAUCUGCGUUGGGGAAAAAUGCGACUGUUUGGCAGAACGCACUGGAAGAUAGUUUGAACUACCAUUUAGAGAUUAUGAAGCCAUCUUUUACCAAACAAUCGAUAAAUUCAUUUUCAUUUCGCAUUGAUUAAGGAAAACACUUUUUGGAUAGAGUUGGCAUAGCACAAUAUUUACAACAGAAAUAAAAAAAAAUCAGGCUCAGGCAACUAAGAAAAACCAAUUUGGAUUAGUAACGAUUUAAGUAUCACAAAACAUUCAGUUUUUUCCGAUUUUUAAACGUUUAAACCAGUGCUUUCCACAAAAAACGAUCCGUAAAUCAGAUGAUCGAACACGAAAGCAGCCAAUGUGUUCCCAAUAAUCGAACAGUUAAUUUAUUAUAGAAUAUCGUUUUCACCAAUCAAAAUCGAACAAACUAUAGAUUGUAAAAACUGUUGAAUUGUAUUAUUUUUACAAGUAGCUUAACGAUGUAGAUGAAGCGAACAGAAUGUACUCUCUAACAUUACAUUUUUUAGCCCUUAGGACGAAUUUCUUGUUUUUAAAACUCGAAUUUAUACUUUCUCCCUAUCGCUAUCUUUGUACCACACACAUGAACAAUUAAAGAAUCUACGCUUAUACACAAAAUAACUAAACGUAAGUUUUCGAUUAGGAAUAAAACGCUGAAAACAAUCUUGUAAGAAAGGCUGAAAGCAAUCGAUCAUGACUAAUAACGGAAAAGAAACCACAAAAGAUGCCUGAACGUUGAGUGUACCUUUAAAUAAAUAAUAACAGUAAACGGAGUUAUUUUCCACACUUUUCUAAACAGUACUUUAGAAAAAAUGUGUUAAAUUCCUCUUACGAAUUGCAAAAAUAUCUGAGCUUAAGAUGUCAGCUUCGCUGCUGGAUUCUAAUGUUAUACACGUUGAAAGAAACACAUGAAAAUCAAGCACAAAAAAUGGCAACUAAAAUAUUGUAUGUUACGAAAUUAAGGGCACCUCGUUCCUUCAGACCAUUUAUUGUACAGCUUACAACCGAGCGCCUUAAAUAUUGAUGUCUUUCCUUAAAAUCAAUAUAAAAUCAACAAUUGGAUUUCCUAAAAAAAGAAAAACAAAUAACAGAAUAUAUAUUUACCAGAACAUGAUAUAGAGAAACAUAUUUAAAACUGAUAAAAAAAUAAUCGUUUGAAUUUGAGCCAGCAAAUAUCUGGAAAAAAAUUGAUAUCCCUGAAAACCUAAUCACACGAUUGUCUUUGACAAAAUGUUGAAACAAAAAGACGAAAAAUCGAUUCGAGAGCAACAAAAAAUUUCAAUAAAUUACGAUCACACAAUUUUUGGGAAAAGAAAGGAGAUCAGCAACUUAUUGUAAACCACGACUAAUGUUACUCUUGUUGACAAAUAUUUGUAAAUAA
Uranotaenia lowii is the source of this 4672-nucleotide messenger RNA. RefSeq lists its product as uncharacterized. The transcript has 8 exons. Gene Ontology annotation, cellular component: membrane. Lineage: Eukaryota; Metazoa; Arthropoda; Insecta; Diptera; Culicidae. The record is from RefSeq and is a predicted model, not a curated record. Bases 1123 to 3210 code for a protein of 695 amino acids.